Messenger RNA from Rhizophagus irregularis DAOM 181602=DAOM 197198, 713 nucleotides. RefSeq lists its product as uncharacterized. The record is from RefSeq and is a predicted model, not a curated record. NCBI's taxonomy places the organism in Eukaryota, Fungi, Glomeromycota, Glomeromycetes, Glomerales, Glomeraceae.
GUAAAUUUUACAUCCCACUCUCACAAAAAUAAACCAUUUACAUACCUAAUUUACAAUGUCUGAAAACUUAGAUGAGAUCGUCAACGGAAAUAACUCGUUUUUAAUGAGUAAUAAUAAAAUCCCUAUUAUUAUCAAUAAUCCCACCGGAGCCCCUUACGAUUUUCACAAAGAAGUAGUUCCCCAAUUUUUGAACUAUUUAAGAAAUUACCCGCAAAAGCCUGGUAUUGUCUACAAUCCCGUCGAUAUUGAAGCCAUCAAAAAAAUGAACCCGGGGAGAAAAUUACACUAUAUAGGGAACUUUUCCCAAGAUCCAUCAUUGGCCGAUUUUUUUAAGCAUUUAAGAGAAACAGCAACCGAAAUGCAAAAAAAUGGUGACGAAGCCGUACAACCAUUAAUUCCAGAAAAAGUUCCCAGUAAAAUGAUAAAACUAAACGAACGUACUUCAAAAAAAAUACACGAAUUCAUCAAAAAUGAGUCGUUCACGGAAUUAAAUGAAUUCGUCAAUAGUAUUAACAUAUUUGAAGAAGAAGAAAAAGAAGUUGGCAAGAGUAGACUUUAGAAUUCGAUCUAGCAUUAGCAUUUACCGUCGAUUAUUAUUCUAUUAUAUAAAAUAUUUUUAUAAAUAAAAUGUAAACAAAAAUUUAAGUUAUAUAGUCAAAAUUUUAAUUUAUUUUUGUUAUUAUGUUUCGAUCGUGAAACAACUUCAUCAGAAA